AUGAAGCCCUUUGUCGACACUUUAGUCACUGAACAAGACCUAAAUGCUCAAAUCGGAGCGGCUUUGUGUUUGGCGAGGGCAAUUGAUGUGUCAGACGAUCCAGAACCAAUGUACUUGAGGAAGUUGGUGCCGAGGAUGGAGAGGUUGCUGAGGAGUGAGAGUUUCAAGGCGAAGGCAGCGUUGUUGACCCUGAUUGGGAGUGUGGUUGGAGCUGGCGGAGCAAAGAGUCAGCUUCUGGUGAAGAAUCUGGUGGCGUGUUUGAUGGAGUUCGUGCGCAGUGAGGAUUGGGCGGCCAGGAAGGCCUCUGCGGAGGCGUUGAUCACAUUGGCAGUCGUGGAAAGGGAAACCUUACCGGAGUUUAAGGCUUCGUGUUUAAAGACUUUUGAGGCGAAGAGAUUUGACAAGGUGAAGAUUGUGAGGGAGACGAUGAAUCAGAUGGUGGAGGUUUGGAAGGGGAUUCCUGAUUUUUUAGAGGAGAUCUCGCCGCCUCCUGAAUCACAAUUCUGUUCUAAAGAGGAUGCUAGUGAUGGGCACUGUCCGCCUGGCUUGAAGAUUUCCUGCAAUAUUAGCUCUGGUACUCCUCAAGUAAAGAGAAACAUCGUCCUGGCUGACAGAUCACCUUUGCCUGAUGGUUCUUCUACUGCUACAACAAGGAGGAGGAGUCUUCUCGACAGUAGUGACAAGAGAAAAGGUCCAGCAAUGUUCCGAAAGCUGGACUGUAAGAAGCCCACAGGUGGGAAAGUUAAAAUUUCUGCUCCUCAUGCGCCUUUGAGGGCAGUGGUUGGUGAGGAUGAACCAGGGUCUGGAGACGAGAAAACACAGGAGAAAGUUGACAAGGAUAGGAAUGGGUUUCAGAAGACGGAAAUGACAAGACGUGCCCUUUUCAGUAAGAUCUCUGAUGAGAAAAUACACAAAUUCUGUGGAUCUCGUGUUGUUCCAUGUAAUGAUGAGAGUUCAGAAUCUAUUAUCGUUGUUAAUAAUGUUACCGGAGAUCUCAGUAGAGGCCAUAAAGAAUGUGAGGAUUUAUCUUUGAUCCGCAAGCUGCUUGUGCAAAUUGAAAAUCAGCAGUCCAAUUUAUUAGAUCUCCUCCAGGGAUUCAUUGGGAGCUCACAGAAUGGGAUGCAUUCUUUGGAGACACGUGUUCAUGGUCUGGAGCUGGCGUUGGAUGAGAUCUCAUAUGACUUGGCUGUGUCAACUGGAAGGAUGUCAAAUCCGAACUCUGCAACCAUGUGUUGCAAGCUACCUGGUGCAGAAUUUUUAAGCUCUAAGCUCUGGGGAAGAACAGAAGGUCGGUUUUCAACGUCCCGGUUUUCUUCCAGUGGAACCCCAUCAGUGGCUGCCAUGCGCAACAAAACCGAUAAGAAUGGAAACAAUGAGACAUUUAACCUGGAAAAUAGGAGAUUUCGGCACCAGGGUGGUGGUGGUGGGUUUAUUGUGAAUCCACUGGCUGACAUCAAGUCCCAGGGGAUUUCAGAGAUUACAUCAAAUAGGGUCUCAAAGAAUGUUCCUGAUGGCGUAUAA
Messenger RNA from Ilex paraguariensis (yerba mate), 1521 nucleotides. NCBI's taxonomy places the organism in Eukaryota, Viridiplantae, Streptophyta, Magnoliopsida, Aquifoliales, Aquifoliaceae. The record is from the annotation of a GenBank genome assembly.